AUGGAUAAUGAACAAGUGACUGAAGUGGCUUUGCCUAAUAUUAAUUCCAGCAAUUCUGAAGAAAGAAUCGCAGCUCGAAGACUGCGUGUCGCUAAAGCAGAAGAGCGAGCAGUGAUGGGUGAAGACCAUAUGUCAGAAGAGGCAGAAGAAAAAGAGGAGCCCAGCAAAAGCAUCCAGCAAAUAGAAUUCAGUCGCCAACGAUUGAAAAAGCUUGAGUCUGAUGGCACUCAACUAGUGACCAACAUCCGUGUUGCUGGAGAUGCUCGUGAGAGUCAGCGCCGGGCAGAAUAUGAGGAAAGUGCACGUAUUAGAAAAGAAAAGAUGGAGCAAGAAGCUAAGACUUCUGCAGAGAGACUGGAAGAGAUAAACAAAAAAUGGGAUAUUGCUUUGCAAAAAGAUAUUCCUCAAUCUCUGCAUGAAGCUCUUUUGCAACAAAAGUUGGCUUGUGAUGCUUUACGAGAUGAGAAAAAUAAACUCAUUAAUGACUUUCAGCAGGAGCUGAAAAUGUUUGAUGACCGUUAUGUGAAGGAUUUGAAGAAACAGGCAGAUGACAUUGAUUUAUUAGUAGAGAGAAUGGAAGAACAACUGAAAACACAGAACAAAUCACUGAGAGAUGAGCUUGAUCUGAUUGAGAGAGCUUUUCUUUCAGAACGAGAAGAAACACUAGAAUUACACAAGAAAAAAUGGGAGGAGAAAUUGGAUUAUCGCCGUAUGAAAGAGCAAGAGUAUCUUGAGGCUCGUCAAAAACGGGUGAAUGAUUUUGAGGAACAAAUACAUCAAGUACGGCUACAGGAUGCUGAAGAAUAUCAACAGGUUAAAAUUAAGCUGGAGACUGAAGUGCAGGUAACAUUUUUAUUUUUUUGUCAAUUCUGUUCUGUACCCACUAUCUUUCUUUCACAUUAA
Acanthosepion pharaonis is the source of this 903-nucleotide messenger RNA. The record is from the annotation of a GenBank genome assembly. NCBI's taxonomy places the organism in Eukaryota, Metazoa, Mollusca, Cephalopoda, Sepiida, Sepiidae.